Messenger RNA from Fusarium redolens, 1139 nucleotides. RefSeq lists its product as uncharacterized. The transcript is spliced from 5 exons. NCBI's taxonomy places the organism in Eukaryota, Fungi, Ascomycota, Sordariomycetes, Hypocreales, Nectriaceae. The coding region runs from base 1 to 876 and encodes 291 amino acids. The record is from RefSeq and is a predicted model, not a curated record.
AUGUCUCGUCUGGAAUUGCGAUGGCAAGGGGAUUCACAUUGGUGGCUAGAUGGACCUUCCGUUGACUUAUUCGCUCAAGCGAUGACCAGAGUUCCUAAUGAUUUGAAAGAUCAUCUCCUCUCUGGCCCUGUACUCUCAGACUUGUUUUUCGCCUUAUGGUUCGAAUCAAUAAACGGGCUUACUGUUUCUGGCGCCAGCGUCGUCUCCUAUGUCAAAGCAAAUGCACCUCGCGCGGCCAGGCCGGCAGACAAAACCGAUCCACCUCCGCCUGAGCGUAAGCGAUCAAAACACGACACACUCAAAUCGAUCGCAGAUGUAAAGGCAGAUCCGAAACUAUUUGAAGCAGCCAUCCAAGGAUUGAAGCAGUACAGAGCCAGCCCGAUGAAUGCCCAAUCAGCCGGCGUGAAACCUCAGGAUUCUCGUGAUGUUGACGCCCCAUGCACCCUUACCUGGUGGAAUCAAACAGGCGGUCAUCUUCUCACUCUCCACGAGGCUCAAGUCCACCCUUCUAAUAUCUUGGCUAUCAAGUCCAUACCAGUUAAACACUUUCGUACUGGCUCAACAUCCCUAGCGUGGUUUUUCAGCAAUGGGGCCUGGGCACAGGGCGAGAUGGACGGAUACUGCAUCUGGUACGCUCCUAAUGGCUCCUGGUUUGUGGUCAACAUCCAUUGUCCCGUGCAGGUUAUUGGCAUAGGGACUGCACCGUAUUAUGAGGUCUCUUGGUCUGAGUGGGGUAAGGAGACGUUUUUCAAACCUGUUGAUGAGCCCCACAUGUCUUUUGACUUUCCACGGUCUCUUGGAUAUGAUAUUCAAAUUAAGCCUCGGAGUGGGCAUUCCACUAUUCUUGUUGAUGUAAUCAUUAGCAAGAGUCCCUAAAAACUCCAAUGAAACGGCUUUCGGGUUUCCGAAGGCUAGCACGCUAUAUUCAGUCAUAUUUGUCAAUUAAUGUUCUUCUCUUCUCCCAUAGCUAUCACAUGAGAGCUUGCAUUUCGCUCCAAAUAAAAUCGAAGCUAUUGAUAAUUAUACAGUACCAACACAAUUCUAUCAGCUUGUGAUCUCACACAAAAUUAUAUCCCAAGCUACUUCGUUGGGCAGACCCCCGAGUACUUAUGAGUUCGUCGAGAUCUCUGUACCCUUCA